AUGCCUCCUCGUAUGUUGCACAACCGAGUGUAUGCUGCGGACUACCAACGACCCGCUAGGCAGGAUAGUGCUCAAAGAGCUGCCGAGUCCCGCAUCAUGCAAGUCAUGUUUCAGCCAAGCAUCGUGGAGGCUGUCUUCCCCCUACUUGCGGCCUUCUGUUUAACGCUCUACCUCUUCCUUCAUACUGGCCGUUUCCAAACCGGCGCUCGUCUGCCCCUUCCCCCAGGCCCUAAGCCCCUGCCAGUUGUAGGCAACAUCCUCUCUUUGCCACCUAAUGGGGUACCCGAGUAUAAGCACUGGCUUGGAUUCAAGGAUCGAUACGGUCCCAUCAGUUCCAUCACAGUACUGGGCCAAACAACAAUCAUCCUUCAUGGAAAGCAAGAAGUCCAAGAUCUUUUGGAGAACAUGUCUACGAAAACCUCGGACAGGCCGCUAUCUACCUUUGUCCGCAUGACCGGAUGCGACAGAUACAUAACUUUUAUGUCGUAUAAUGCAACAUGGCGUCGGCAUCGUAAGAUAAUGCAUCAAUUCCUCGGGACAGAAAAACUGUCAAGACGGUUUGAUGGUGUCCUCGACUUGGAAUCGCGUCGACUGCUGCUACGAGUACUGGCCACGCCACAGAACCUUAUUCAACACUUCAAAACGCAAGCAUCUGCAGCUGUUUUGCGCUUGACGUACGGCUACGCCAUCGAGCCCUCCGGUCUAGAUCCCUUGGUCUCGAUAAUCGAAGAAAUGAUGGAUAGCUUGUCAAAGACUUUCGUACCCCUCUCGUGGACGGUCAACAUAAUUCCGGCACUGAGGUUUCUGCCCAGCUUCCUACCCGGCAUGUCAUUCAAGCAUACGGCUCGGCGAUGGUAUGCGAUUAACGAUUUGGUUACACGCAUACCAUAUCUAUUCGUCGCGCAACAAAUGGUCAAGAACACCCACCGACCGUCUUUUGUCUCGUCGUUCCUUCAAGACAACAUGAAACCAAACGGACAAGCAGUCAUUGAUGACGACACUGAGCGUGCUAUUAUGCCAGUAGCUGGAAUCAUGUACGGAGGGGCCUCGGACACCACCGUAUCAGUGCUGAGUGCCUUUGUCCUGGCCAUGGUUCUGUUUCCAGACGUCCAGGACAAGGCACAGAGGGAGAUCGAUGGCGCCCUCGGAGGCCGACUUCCUCAGUUGGAGGACAGAGAAAACCUGCCCUAUGUCGCGGCAGUCGUCAAGGAGGCGAUGCGAUGGUUUCCGAUUACGCCGGUCAAUGUGCCCCACGCGGCCACUGCGGAGAUUCAUUAUAAAGGAUAUCGGAUUCCCAAAGGAUCGUGCCUCAUCGCCUCUAGCUGGUGGCUGCUUCACGAUCCCGCGACAUACGACGACCCAGACUCGUUUAGCCCCGAGCGGUUUCUGGUGCGGAACGAACCUGAUCCGGCCGCCGUGGUAUUUGGUUUCGGCCGCAGGGUCUGCCCCGGUCGACAGACCAAGCAAUGUAAAAUCAGUGGCAUUUCAAAGGAAGAGACGCACAAGGUCUACGGUGACCCUUGGACCAUUAGCUACGAUAAGCGGUUUGUGAGCAACGUACGCCUCCAGCAGGCUCUCAUGUACUUCAGGCCGCACAUAGAAGAUUGGCAGUACCAGUAUCCCAUGGACUUUUGCCCCAUCUACGACAGCGAGAAGCGUAGAAUUAUCCACAUCAACGUCCCAGAGACGCGGCGCUCGUUGAGGAGGGAGCCUAUUACAAACUACUACCCAGCUGACAUUGAUGUUAAAGGGGGCUACCGCAAGGACCUAAAAGCCCUUGUAAUCGUCCAACCAGAAGACCCUUCAUUCAAGCUAGAUAGCCGAGAAAUAGAGUGGCAGGAUUGGAAGUUUCAAAUCGGGUUCAACUACAGAGAGGGGUUUGUCCUCAGCGACAUCCGCUAUCACAACAGCGGCACAAUGGAAAUCCAGACCGACCGCAUCAGAGAAAGCAUGCCUUCGAUCUUGGUGAAUAUAGUGCUAGGUACAUAA
Messenger RNA from Metarhizium album ARSEF 1941, 1989 nucleotides. RefSeq names its product Cytochrome P450. Gene Ontology annotation, biological process: amine metabolic process. Gene Ontology annotation, molecular function: copper ion binding; quinone binding; oxidoreductase activity, acting on paired donors, with incorporation or reduction of molecular oxygen. Lineage: Eukaryota; Fungi; Ascomycota; Sordariomycetes; Hypocreales; Clavicipitaceae. The transcript has 4 exons. Bases 1 to 1989 code for a protein of 662 amino acids. The record is from RefSeq and is a predicted model, not a curated record.